AUUGUCUUGUUCACUCAACUCAACUAAAAUAUUUAAGGGUGAGUCAGUCUUCCACGUGCUCCUCCUGGGGACUCCUUCCCCUCUCUCCCAUUCAAUGCCAUAUUUUCUUCUGACCCGGCACCCCCCCCCCCCCCCCCCCCCCCCCCCCCCCCCCCCCCCCCCCUGCUCUGUUUUCCUCUUCUUUCUCUGUUCUAGCAUCGUCCCCCUUCCCAUUCCCAUCUCUCUCGCACCCCCAAAAGCCAUUCCCAGACAUGCAUCGAGAUAGGAAUUAAUCAAUCCACCCCUGAAAUUUAACAGACAUCAUCAUCAUCCUCAAGCAAAAGAUCUUCCCCUAGAUUCUCAAAACAAAUACAGUUUCUUUCUUUCUUGAUUUCUUCGCCUCGACAUCAUCUAUUCAUCUUCGUCCCAUUAAUUCUUCUUCCUCAGCUGGGCGGCCAUGGAAGCGGUGAAGCAGGGCGAGGAAGACAUGCCAGAAGGCGUGCAGUGCAUCGACCAUCCCUACGGAAACAACCCAGGCGGGAUCUGCGCCUUCUGCCUCCAAGAGAAGCUCGGCAAGCUCCUCACCUCCUCCUCCUCCAAAUUCAACUCCUCCUCCUUCUUUCCCGCCCCUGUUGCUCCCUCCUCCUCCUCUUCCUCCCCUUCUUUCGCUUCCGACGGCGGUGGUGCUGCCGCCGCCGCAUCGUCCCUGUCUCUCGCCGUCUCCGCGCGCCCUACCUCCUCGCGCCCCAACAAUAGUUCCAAAACCAAAGAUUGUCACCAUCAGUAUGGUUCGCGGCGGGCCCGGAUCAUUCCCUUUUUAGCCCAAAAGAAGAAGAAGAAAAAGGCGACGGUGACUGAUCGUGAAAAUGCCGGUGCUGGAGUUCUCAAGAGGAGCAAGUCCACGGCCACACCGCGGCGGAAUGCGCACUUUUUGGAUGAUGAUUACAGUCCCCAAAAGAAAUCGUCAAGCGGGUUCUGGUCUUUUCUGUACCCCUCCAAGCCCUCAAAAUUGAGCAGGACCAUCAAAGAUUGUUCAAAUAAGAGCUUUGGGUCCAAAUGCGAUUCUGCGGAGGAGGCCGAGAGCCCCAACGCCUCGUCGUCUUCCUCCUUUGGCCGGAAGGUCUCCAGAUCCAGAUCCGUCGGGUGCGGCAGCCGGAGCUUCUCCGGCGACUUUUUCGAGAGGAUCUCAACUGGGUUCGGAGACUGUACUCUCAGAAGGGUUGAGUCGCAAAGGGAAGGCAAGCCCAAGCCGGCCGCCGCCGUUCGCGGUGGCGUAGCGCACGAGCACCACCACUGCAUCAAGGAGAGGGUCAAGUGUGGGGGCAUUUUCGGGGGCUUCAUUCUGAGUUCGUCGUCGUCGUCUUAUUGGGUGUCGGCGCCGCCCGAAGAGAUGAACGGGAAAUCUGCGGCGGGGGUUGCGACGCCGGGGGCUCUGGUUCAUGGGCGGAGCAAGAGCUGGGGCUGGGCUUUGGCGUCUCCGAUGAGAGCUUUCGGGAAGCCCUCUUCCUCUGGUAAAGAAGGGAAAAGAGACGUUGUGAGGGAAGAAUCAAAUAAGAACGCCACUCCAAAUUUAGCAGCCAUUCCAUCAUUGUUGGCCGUGAGAGGCUAAACCCAAUCCUCAGUGAUCAUCAACAAUAGCUAAUUUAUACAGAUUACAUUCUUAAUCACCCCUCUAGCUCGCUUUGCGUAUCUUUCUGCGUGUGUCAAUCUUUGCUGCUUACUAUUUUCAGUUUUCUGAUCAGUAGUGGUACACUUAAAUUAUCAUCCUUUAUCUGUUCAAUUUAUAUGUUUUUGUUGGAUUUAUGAUCAAAA
This is a messenger RNA of Malania oleifera, 1791 nucleotides long. RefSeq lists its product as uncharacterized. The coding region runs from base 437 to 1588 and encodes 383 amino acids. The record is from RefSeq and is a predicted model, not a curated record. The transcript has a single exon. NCBI's taxonomy places the organism in Eukaryota, Viridiplantae, Streptophyta, Magnoliopsida, Santalales, Ximeniaceae.